This is a messenger RNA of Merops nubicus (carmine bee-eater), 1746 nucleotides long. RefSeq names its product dedicator of cytokinesis protein 4-like. Gene Ontology annotation, cellular component: plasma membrane; cytoplasm. The record is from RefSeq and is a predicted model, not a curated record. The annotation marks the transcript as partial. Lineage: Eukaryota; Metazoa; Chordata; Aves; Coraciiformes; Meropidae. Gene Ontology annotation, molecular function: small GTPase binding; guanyl-nucleotide exchange factor activity. The transcript is spliced from 13 exons. Gene Ontology annotation, biological process: cell chemotaxis; small GTPase-mediated signal transduction.
AGUCUAUGGGUGGAGAGAACUACACUGAUCUUGGUGCAGAGUUUACCUGGAAUAUCUCGUUGGUUUGAAGUGGAAAAACGUGAAGUAGUGGAAAUGAGUCCCCUUGAGAAUGCUAUUGAAGUCCUAGAAAACAAGAACCAGCAGCUGAGAACACUGAUUAGUCAGUGUCAAACUCGACAGAUGCAAAAUAUUAACCCUCUCACCAUGUGUCUAAAUGGGGUCAUUGAUGCAGCAGUUAAUGGUGGAGUUGCUAGAUACCAAGAGGCAUUCUUUGUCAAAGAAUAUGUCUUGAACCACCCAGAGGAUGGAGAGAAGAUCACACGCUUGAGAGAGCUGAUGCUUGAGCAGGCCCAGAUUUUAGAAUUUGGCUUGGCAGUGCAUGAAAAGGUGGUGCCACAGGACAUGAGGCCAUUGCACAAAAAAUUGGUGGAUCAGUUCUUUGUGAUGAAGUCAAGCUUGGGAAUACAGGAAUUUUCUGCCUGUGUACAAGCUAGCCCUAUUCAUUUCCCAAAUGGAAGUCCUCGUGUAUGCCGAAAUUCCAUGCCUGUUUCUAUGAGUCCCGAUGGUGCCAGAGUAAUACCACGACGCAGUCCCUUGAGCUACCCAGCUGUCAAUCGGUAUUCGUCCUCAUCACUGUCCUCCCAAGCUUCUGCUGAAGUCAGCAAUAUCACUGGGCAAUCAGAAAGCUCUGAUGAAGUUUUUAACAUGCAGCCUAGUCCAUCUACCUCAAGCCUGAGUUCCACUCAUUCUGCUUCGCCUAACGUGACCAGUUCUGCUCCAUCCAGUGCCAGAGCCUCUCCUCUGUUGUCUGACAAACAUAAGCAUUCCCGAGAAAACUCUUGCCUGUCCCCCAGAGAGAGGCCCUGCAGUGCCAUCUACCCCACUCCUUUGGAAUCCUCACAGACUGCAAACUCUUGCUUUGCCAAGUGGAAUGCGACUUCUAUCCCCCACUCUACCCGAGAUUCCAUAAGGGAGGCUGAGGAGCUCGUAGGCCCAGUCCCCACUCUCUCUGAGGCUCGCCCAGCAGGAAAAUCUCCCAAUCUGUCUCUACCCUCAGUGUCCCAAGAGAGGAGGAUGCUGUUUAAUCAUAUUGGAGACAGUGCUUUGCCACGAAGUGAUUCCAAUCUGCCUGGCCCUGACAAAGCUGUAAACACCACUCCAAGCAGCUGGAGCCUAGACAGUGGGAAGGAAGCCAGAAACACAUCAGAAAGUGGAAAGCUUAUAUCUCCUCCCGUACCACCAAGACCUGCACAGACUGCAUCACCAGCAAGACACAUUGCCUCCAUUUCCCCUUCUCCUGCUGGCAGAUCACCGAUGAAGGGGACCGUGCAGUCAUUCACACCAUCUCCAGUGGAGUACCAGUCCUCGGGGCUCAUAUCCAACUCCCCGGUGCUGUCCGGGAGUUACAGCAGCGGCAUCUCUUCGCUCAGCCGCUGUAGCACGUCGGAGACAUCGGGCUUUGAAAGCCAAGGCAGCGAACCCACAGUGACUGUCCCAAGCUACAGCGCUUCCGAGGAGCCUGUGAGAAAAGAAAGCAAAACCCCCCCGCCUUACAGCGUGUACGAGCGGACUCUGAAACGCCCCGUUCCUCUACCUCACAGCCUCUCCAUCCCGCCCGCCGCGGACCCGCCGGCGCUGCCACCCAAGCCGCAGCUGGUGCGCCCAAACAACCUGGAGAACAGCAGCAGGAGGACUGAGCAGGUUCCCCGGCCCAGGCCUCUGCCCCGCAAAGUCUCUCAGCUAUGA